Molecule: messenger RNA, 8130 nt
Organism: Closterium sp. NIES-67
Lineage: Eukaryota; Viridiplantae; Streptophyta; Zygnematophyceae; Desmidiales; Closteriaceae
Source: the annotation of a GenBank genome assembly
UCCUAAUCUAGGCAUGCAUGUUGUAUAGAUAUAUAUUUUACAACACCAUGCUCCCAUGCUCCCAUGCUCCCGUGCUCCCAUCCUCCCAUGCUCCCAUGCUCCCAUGCUCCCAUGCUCCCAUGCUCCCAUGCUCCCAUGCUCCCAUGCUUCCGUGCUCCCAUGCUCCCGUGCUCCCAUGCUCCCGUGCUCCCAUGCUCCCAUGCUCCCAUGCUCCCAUGCUCCCGUGCUCCCAUGCUCCCGUGCUCCCAUGCUCCCAUGCUCUUAUGCUCCAAUGCUCCCAUGCUCCCGUGCUCCCAUGCUCCCAUGCUCCCAUGCUCCCAUGCUCCCAUGCUCCCAUGCUCCCAUGCUCCCGUGCUCCCGUGCUCCCAUGCUUCCGUGCUCCCAUGCUCCCGUGCUCCCAUGCUCCCAUGCUCCCAUGCUCCCAUGCUCCCAUGCUCCCAUGCUCCCGUGCUCCCAUGCUCCCAUGCUCCCAUGCUCCCAUGCUCCCAUGCUCCCAUGCUCCCAUGCUCCCAUGCUCCCUUGCCCCCAUGCUCCCGUGCUCCCAUGCUCCCAUGCUCCUAUGCUCCCAUGCUCCCAUGCUCCCGUGCUCCCAUGCUCCCAUGCUCCCAUGCUCCCGUGCUACCAUGCUCCCAUGCUCCCACGCUCCCCUGCUCCCGUGCUCCCGUGCUCCCAUGCUCCCAUGCUCCCGUGCUCCCGUGCUCCCAUGCUCCCGUGCUCCCAUGCUCCCAUGCUCCCAUGCUCCCAUGCUCCCCUGCUCCCGUGCUCCCAUGCUCCCAUGCUCCCAUGCUCCCCUGCUCCCGUGCUCCCAUGCUGCCGUGCUCCCAUGCUCCCGUGCUCCCAUGCUCCCAUGCUCCCAUGCUCCCAUGCUCCCGUGCUCCCGUGCUCCCAUGCUCCCAUGCUCCCAUGCUCCCAUGCUCCCGUGCUCCCAUGCUCCCGUGCUCCCAUGCUCCCAUGCUCUUAUGCUCCCAUGCUCCCAUGCUCCCGUGCUCCCAUGCUCCCAUGCUCCCAUGCUCCCAUGGUCCCAUGCUCCCAUGCUCCCGUGCUCCCAUGCUCCCAUGCUCCCAUGCUCCCGUGCUCCCGUGCUCCCGUGCUCCCAUGCUCCCAUGCUCCCAUGCUCCCAUGCUCCCGUGCUCCCAUGCUCCCAUGCUCCCAUGCUCCCGUGCUCCCAUGCUCCCGUGCUCCCGUGCUCCCGUGCUCCCAUGCUCCCAUGCUCCCAUGCUCCCAUGCUCCCGUGCUCCCGUGCUCCCGUGCUCCCAUGCUCCCAUGCUCCCAUGCUCCCGUGCUCCCAUGCUCCCGUGCUCCAAAGCUCCCAUGCUCCCAUGCUCCCAUGCUCCCGUGCUCCCAUGCUCCCAUGCUCCCAUGCUCCCCUGCUCCCAUGCUCCCAUGUUCCCGUGCUCCCAUGCUCCCAUGCUCCCAUGCUCCCAUGCUCUCAUGCUCCCGUUCUCCCGUUCUCCCGUGCUCCCGUGCUCCCAUGCUCCCAUGCUCCCAUGCUCCCAUGCUCCUGUGCUCCCGUGCUCCCAUGCUCCCAUGCUCCCAUGCUCCCAUGCUCCCGUGCUCCCAUGCUCCCUGCUCUCAUGCUCCCAUGCUCCCAUGCUCCCAUGCUCUCGUGCUCCCGUGCUCCCAUGCUCCCAUGCUCCCAUGCUCCCGUGCUCCCGUGCUCCCAUGCUCCCGUGCUCCCAUGCUCCCAUGCUCUUAUGCUCCCAUGCUCCCGUGUUCCCGUGCUCCCGUGCUCCCAUGCUCCCAUGCUCCCAUGCUCCCAUGCUCCCGUGCUCCCGUGCUCCCAUGCUCCCGUGCUCCCGUGCCCCCGUGCUCCCAUGCUCCCGUGCUCCCAUGCUCCCAUGCUCCCAUGCUCCCAUGCUCCCAUGCUCCCGUGCUCCCAUGCUCCCAUGCUCCCAUGCUCCCAUGCUCCCAUGCUCCCAUGCUCCCAUGCUCCCGUGCUCCCAUGCUCCCGUGCUCCCAUGCUCCCAUGCUCUUAUGCUCCCAUGCUCCCAUGCUCCAGUGCUCCCAUGCUCCCAUGCUCCCAUGCUCCCAUGCUCCCAUGCUCCCAUGCUCCCGUGCUCCCGUGCUCCCGUGCUCCCAUGCUCCCAUGCUCCCAUGCUCCCGUGCUCCCGUGCUCCCGUGCUCCCAUGCUCCCAUGCUCCCGUGCUCCCGUGCUCCCGUGCUCCCGUGCUCCCGUGCUCCCAUGCUCCCAUGCUCCCAUGCUCCCAUGCUCCCGUGCUCCCGUGCUCCCGAGCUCCCGUGCUCCCGUGCUCCCGUGCUCCCAUGCUCCCAUGCUCCCGUGCUCCCAUGCUCCCAUGCUCCCAUGCUCCCGUGCUCCCAUGCUCCCAUGCUCCCAUGCUCCCAUGCUCCCAUCCUCCCGUGCUCCCAUCCUCCCAUGCUCCCAUGCUCCCAUGCUCCCAUGCUCCCAUGCUCCCGUGCUCCCGUGCUCCCAUGCUCCCAUGCUCCCAUGCUCCCGUGCUCCCAUGCUGCCGUGCUCCCAUGCUCCCAUGCUCCCAUGCUCCCAUGCUCCCGUGCUCCCAUGCUCCCAUGCUCCCAUGCUCCCGUGCUCCCAUCCUCCCAUGCUCCCAUGCUCCCAUGCUCCCAUGCUCCCAUGCUCCCAUGCUCCCAUGCUCCCGUGCUCCCAUGCUCCCAUGCUCCCAUGCUCCCAUGCUCCCGUGCUCCCGUGCUCCCAUGCUCCCAUGCUCCCAUGCCCCCAUGCUCCCGUGCUCCCAUGCUCCCAUGCUCCCAUGCUCCCAUGCUCUUAUGCUCCCAUGCUCCCAUGCUCCCGUGCUCCCAUGCUCCCAUGCUCCCGUGCUCCCAUGCUCCCGUGCUCCCGUGCUCCCAUGCUCCCAUGCUCCCAUGCUCCCAUGCUCCCAUGCUCCCGUGCUCCCGUGCUCCCAUGCUCCCAUGCUCCCAUGCUCCCGUGCUCCCAUGCUCCCGUGCUCCCAUGCUCCCAUGCUCCCAUGCUCCCAUGCUCCCAUGCUCCCGUGCUCCCAUGCUCCCAUGCUCCCAUGCUCCCAUGCUCCCAUGCUCCCAUGCUCCCAUGCUCCCGUGCUCCCAUGUUGCCAUGCUCCCAUGCUCCCGUGCUCCCGUGCUCCCGUGCUCCCAUGCUCCCAUGCUCCCGUGCUCCCGUGCUCCCGUGCUCCCGUGCUCCCAUGCUCCCGUGCUCCCAUGCUCCCAUGCUCCCAUGCUCCCAUGCUCCCAUGCUCCCAUGCUCCCGUGCUCCCAUGCUCCCAUGUUCCCAUGCUCCCAUGCUACCAUGCUCCCAUGCUCCCAUGCUCCCGUGCUCCCAUGCUCCCGUGCUCCCAUGCUCCCAUGCUCUUAUGCUCCCAUGCUCCCAUGCUCCCGUGCUCCCAUGCUCCCAUGCUCCCAUGCUCCCGUGCUCCCAUGCUCCCAUGCCCCCGUGCCCCCGUGCUCCCGUGCUCCCAUGCUCCCAUGCUCCCAUGCUCCCAUGCUCCCAUGCUCCCGUGCUCCCAUGCUCCCAUGCUCCCGUGCUCCCGUGCUCCCGUGCUCCCAUGCUCCCGUGCUCCCGUGCCCCCGUGCUCCCGUGCUCCCGUGCUCCCAUGCUCCCAUGCUCCCAUGCUCCCAUGCUCCCAUGCUCCCAUGCUCCCAUGCUCCCAUGCUCCCAUGCUCCCAUGCUCCCAUGCUCCCGUGCUCCCAUGCUCCCGUGCUCCCAUGCUCCCAUGCUCUUAUGCUCCCAUGCUCCCAUGCUCCAGUGCUCCCAUGCUCCCAUGCUCCCAUGCUCCCAUGCUCCCAUGCUCCCGUGCUCCCGUGCUCCCGUGCUCCCAUGCUCCCAUGCUCCCAUGCUCCCAUGCUCCCGUGCUCCCGUGCUCCCAUGCUCCCAUGCUCCCAUGCUCCCGUGCUCCCAUGCUCCCGUGCUCCCAUGCUCCCAUGCUCCCAUGCUCCCAUGCUCCCAUGCUCCCAUGCUCCCGUGCUCCCGUGCUCCCAUGCUCCCAUGCUCCCAUGCUCCCGUGCUCCCAUGCUCCCGUGCUCCCAUGCUCCCAUGCUCCCAUGCUCCCAUGCUCCCAUGUUCCCGUGCUCCCAUGCUCCCAUGCUCCCAUGCUCCCGUGGUCCCAUCCUCCCAUGCUCCCAUGCUCCCAUGCUCCCAUGCUCCCAUGCUCCCAUGCUCCCGUGCUCCCAUGCUCCCAUGCUCCCAUGCUCCCAUGCUCCCGUGCUCCCGUGCUCCCAUGCUCCCAUGCUCCCAUGCUCCCAUGCUCCCGUGCUCCCAUGCUCCCAUGCUCCCAUGCUCCCAUGCUCUUAUGCUCCCAUGCUCUUAUGCUCCCGUGCUCCCAUGCUCCCAUGCUCCCGUGCUCCCAUGCUCCCGUGCUCCCGUGCUCCCAUGCUCCCAUGCUCCCAUGCUCCCAUGCUCCCAUGCUCCCGUGCUCCCGUGCUCCCAUGCUCCCGUGCUCCCAUGCUCCCGUGCUCCCAUGCUCCCCUGCUCCCAUGCUCCCAUGCUCCCAUGCUCCCAUGCUCCCAUGCUCCCAUGCUCCCAUGCUCCCAUGGUCCCAUGCUCCCGUGCUCCCAUGCUCCCAUGCUCCCAUGCUCCCAUGCUCCCAUGCUCCCGUGCUCCCAUGCUCCCAUGCUCCCAUGCUCCCAUGCUCCCGUGCUCCCGUGCUCCCAUGCUCCCAUGCUCCCAUGUUCCCAUGCUCCCAUGCUCCCGUGCUCCCGUGCUCCCAUGCUCCCAUGCUCUUAUGCUCCCAUGCUCCCGUGCUCCCGUGCUCCCAUGCUCCCAUGCUCCCAUGCUCCCAUGCUCCCAUGCUCCCGUGCUCCCGUGCUCCCAUGCUCCCGUGCUCCCAUGGUCCCGUGCUCUUAUGCUCCCAUGCUCCCAUGCUCCCAUGCUCCCAUGCUCCCAUGCUCCCAUGCUCCCAUGCUCCCAUGCUCCCAUGGUCCCAUGCUCCCGUGCUCCCAUGCUCCCAUGCUCCCAUGCUCCCAUGCUCCCAUGCUCCCGUGCUCCCAUGCUCCCAUGCUCCCAUGCUCCCAUGCUCCCGUGCUCCCGUGCUCCCAUGCUCCCAUGCUCCCAUGCUCCCAUGCUCCCGUGCUCCCAUGCUCCCGUGCUCCCAUGCUCCCAUGCUCCCAUGCUCCCAUGGUCCCAUGCUCCCGUGCUCCCAUGCUCCCAUGCUCCCAUGCUCCCGUGCUCCCGUGCUCCCGUGCUCCCGUGCUCCCGUGCUCCCGUGCUCCCAUGCUCCCGUGCUCCCAUGCUCCCAUGCUCCCAUGCUCCCAUGCUCCCAUGCUCCCAUGCUCCCGUGCUCCCAUGCUCCCAUGCUCCCAUGCUCUUAUGCUCCCAUGCUCCCAUGCUCCCAUGCUCCCGUGCUCCCAUGCUCCCGUGCUCCCAUGCUCCCAUGCUCUUAUGCUCCCAUGCUCCCAUGCUCCCAUGCUCCCAUGCUCCCGUGCUCCCAUGCUCCCAUGCUCCCAUGCUCCCAUGCUCCCAUGCCCCCGUGCUCCCGUGCUCCCAUGCUCCCAUGCUCCCAUGCUCCCAUGCUCCCAUGCUCCCGUGCUCCCAUGCUCCCAUGCUCCCAUGCUCCCGUGCUCCCGUGCUCCCGUGCUCCCAUGCUCCCGUGCUCCCGUGCUCCCAUGCUCCCAUGCUCCCAUGCUCCCAUGCUCCCGUGCUCCCAUGCUCCCAUGCUCCCGUGCUCCCGUGCUCCCGUGCUCCCGUGCUCCCGUGCUCCCGUGCUCCCAUGCUCCCAUGCUCCCAUGCUCCCAUGCUCCCGUGCUCCCAUGCUCCCAUGCUCCCAUGCUCCCGUGCUCCCAUGCUUCCAUGCUCCCCUGCUCCCAUGCUCCCAUGCUCCCAUGCUCCCAUGCUCCCAUGCUCCCGUGCUCCCAUGCUCCCAUGCUCCCAUGCUCCCGUGCUCCCAUGCUCCCAUGCUCCCAUGCUCCCAUGCUCCCAUGCUCCCAUGCUCCCAUGCUCCCAUGCUCCCGUGCUCCCGUGCUCCCAUGCUCCCAUGCUCCCAUGCUCCCAUGCUCCCAUGCUCCCGUGCUCCCAUGCUCCCAUGCUCCCAUGCUCCCAUGGUCCCAUGCUCCCGUGCUCCUAUGCUCCCAUGCUCCCAUGCUCCCGUGCUCCCAUGCUCCCAUGCUCCCAUGCUCCCAUGCUCCCAUGCUCCCAUGCUCCCAUGCUCCCGUGGCUGUAUGCGUGCAUUGAGCAGCUCGUGUGCACACGACAAGCCCACGGACACACACAAGGCGAGCAGGGAGCAGGGGAUGCGGGGCUCGCAGGGGGUGGUGGUGAUGGUGGUGGGGGGAGCAGGAGGAAGGGGAAGAUGCCAUGCAGCACGGGGAUGGGGGAAGUCUUGUUGAAUGCUGAGGAGAAUCCGCUUAGCCUGGUGGAGUGCUGCGGUGGUGAGGCGGCGUGCGGCGAGAGCAGGAGUGAGCACACGGAAAGUGGCGCGAUGGGCAGCUGCAGGCAUGAUGGUGGCCACGGCAGGGGCGCAGGGGAGAGGCGUGUGCUGGCCGUGGCUUGGCGGCCGGGCUUUCAUCUGCACCUCUACUGCUCUCAACUGCCAUGUGGCGAUGCGUGCAUUGUGGAUGCUGCUGCGCCCCAUGCUGCUGCGGCCCAUGCUGUGGCAGCGACAGCACGGCAGCAGCCAUCCCUGGCAGCAGCAGCACCUGCGCCGCCUGCCAUGCCCCUCUCUUCACCCGCUGCUCUCGCUUCUGGCUGCUCUGGGGCUGCCCUGGAGGGAGAGACGCACGCGCGGAGGGAGGAGGGGGGGGAUGGGGAGUUUGGGGAUGAGGUUGUGGAGAACACACAGGCGGGCAAGCGACAACGAGACCCCACCAGGCGACUCGCCACGGGCGCCAAGCUCUUACCUGCCCCAGCCCCUCUCCCGCCUUCGCCUCUCCACUCCACUGCUGCUGCUGCUGCCUGUGGCGCUGCUGCUGCCGCAGCGGUGGCAUCAAGCGGCGGUGCAGCUGCUGUGGCAGGAGUGGCAGGUGGUGCAGUGGGCAUGCUUGCACGUUGUGAAGGGCCGCUCAUGGGGGGGGGCAGGGACGAGAGGCAGAGAGAGCGCGAGGGGGGUGGGCAGCAGCAGGUGGUGGGAGCGGUGCGGCGCAAGCCGGGGAGAGGCGAGGCGACUCUGAGUGUGAGCUGCAGCGAUAAGAUGGCCCGGUGGAACGUGCUUGGCGCGCAGGGUGCAGUGCUGAGCCACCUGCUGUGCGCGCCCCUCUACAUCACGUCCAUCAUCGUCGCUGCCCCCCCCUCUCCACAUGUCUCCCCACUUUCCUGCACCAUCUGCUCCACUUCCCGCCUCUGCCCCUGCCUGAACGCGGGGCCGAGCGCACAAAUGCGAGGAGAGAGCACAAGUGGGGGGGAAGCAGGGCGGCAGGGGGUGGCGUGUGGGGCAGGGGCGGAUGGCGCAGUGGGAGCUAGCAGAGAGGGGUGGAUAGGUGAAGGAGAGGAUGGGGGGGCAGGAGGAGCAGGCGGAAGUGAGAACAGCAGCAGAGGAGGGCAGGAAAGGUGCGCAUGUGUGUUGAGUGCGGUGAGGCGAGCUGUGUGCUGGCGACUGCUGGUGCACACACAGCUGUGUGGGGAUGGAGAGAGCACGCAGCAUGGCUUGUGUGCCGGCUCCUGCAAGGGUGCUUGCACAUGCACAGGGGAAGGUGCGAGUGGAGGUGGGCUGGAGGAAAGCUGUGGCGCUGGCGAGGCGUGUGAGUGUGGUUGCGGUGCAGUGAAGAGGAGGCGGAGGGAUGGUUGCAUCUCGCCACGCUAUCAUGUGCACCAGCCUGUCAUUCUCUUGGCACCGCCACCGCCCUCUCAGUUUGCUCGCCAGCAAGACUCGCUCACUGCUGUUGCUUGCGGUUUUUCUCUGCUGUGGGACGCGGCAUCGGCACAGCACGAGGCGCUGAUCGGCACGAGUGGGCGGCGCCAGGGCACUUCCACGCGCGGAGCGCUCUCCCCCUCCACACGCUCCUCCAUCUGCCGAGCCACGCUGCUGGCGCGCUUCAAGGCGCUCCUGCCAUUCUUCCCGCACCACCUCUCCCUGGCCUCUCUACCGUACCUGCACAUCAAGAGGGCCGCAGCAGCCUAUGAGCAUGCCCGUGCAGCGUUUCAUGCACCCCCGACUCCGUUUCACGAGUGGAUUGAGAAGCCUCCAGCCUGGCAGAUGUUCUCGUGAGCUAUUGGCUACUAGCAUGUGCAGUGGCUUGAGAACACUUACGUUC